CCUCUCGCGCUAGCUCGCGGCUGUCUUCUCCUACCAACUCCCUUGCGUCUCUCGCGCCGCACUUGAGCCAGACAUGGGUGUGGCGGUGGCCGGGAGGAAGCUUGCCGCGCUGCCAGCGCUCGGGUGGUGGCUCGUGGUGGUCGGCGCCGUCCGCCUCGGCUUCGCCUGGUCCGGCUUCUUCGACGCCCGGGCGGUCCGCGCCGGCACCUACUCCGGCACGCACGUGACCGAUGUACACGGCCGCACCGUCGGCGUGUGGACGCUCCUGUCCUGCACGCUCUGCUUCAUGUGCGCCUUCAACCUCGACAACAGGCCGCUCUGCGCAGCGACUCUCCUGUCCUUCGUCUACGCCUACGGCCAUUUCGUCGUGGAGUACCUGGUUUACCGUACCAUCACCGCAGCAAGCCUCGGCACUCUCGGCUUCUUUGCCGUCCCGUCGAUCAUCUGGACGAUAUUCCAUUGGAGGAACGCUCUUGGCCACCACCGCGCUGCGACCAAGCAGUCGUGAUUCGUGAGCCCGUCGGACUAUUUACUGUUACCGGCUCGUCAGUUGACGGAAGCUUCCUCCCAUGCCAUCGAAUAAAUCUCGCAGCAAAUUCAGUUUUAUGCUAUAUGAUAGUACUGUACCUUUUUUUUUUAUUGUAACCCUGUUAUUCCAUCCAUGAAAUAAAGAGUUACAAUACUUGCACAGUUA
Lolium perenne is the source of this 694-nucleotide messenger RNA. Its product is annotated as ergosterol biosynthetic protein 28. NCBI's taxonomy places the organism in Eukaryota, Viridiplantae, Streptophyta, Magnoliopsida, Poales, Poaceae. Gene Ontology annotation, cellular component: endoplasmic reticulum; membrane. Gene Ontology annotation, molecular function: protein-macromolecule adaptor activity. The record is from RefSeq and is a predicted model, not a curated record.